This is a messenger RNA of Betta splendens (Siamese fighting fish), 1108 nucleotides long. RefSeq names its product complement factor D (adipsin) (gene cfd). NCBI's taxonomy places the organism in Eukaryota, Metazoa, Chordata, Actinopteri, Anabantiformes, Osphronemidae. Gene Ontology annotation, biological process: proteolysis. The record is from RefSeq and is a predicted model, not a curated record. Gene Ontology annotation, molecular function: serine-type endopeptidase activity. Bases 91 to 921 code for a protein of 276 amino acids. The transcript is spliced from 5 exons.
CCAUAUCGACUUGAUUUAUGUUUCCUGUUUUUCCAGCGGAGUCCUUAAAAGAGCCCAGUUUGUGCAGCUUGGCUCAGUUGAACCAGCACCAUGGUGUCGAAGAAAGAGGAGCUUGUGUCUGCUGCUGUGCUUCUGGUCGCUCUCAUCUCACAGAGUGAGGGCAUCAUCGGAGGCAGGGAGGCAGCUGCACACUCCCGACCCUACAUGGCCUCCAUCCAGAUGCCCCACGAGGACAGCUUCAAGCACGAAUGCGGGGGCUUCGUGGUCGCGGAUCAGUGGGUGAUGAGUGCCGCACACUGCCUGCCGACCGGACCGAAUGGAAGGAGGGUGGUGCUGGGCGCCCAUUCUCUGAGCGAACCGGAGGAGACAAAGCAAAUAUUUGAGAUUUUGGAACGUCACAACCACCCAGAUUUCAACCCAGAUAAUUAUGAUAAUGACAUUGCUUUAAUUAAGCUGGACCGUGCAUUUAACGCCUCCGACGCCGUAAAAACCGUGGAGUUCCUGCGAGAGGGCGGCACAAACCCCGACACCGGCGCAGGGGUCAACACGGCUGGCUGGGGAUCCACCGACAACCUGGAGAACAGGCCGGACAAGCUGAAGGAGGUGGACAUUGAGGUGGUCAACCCAAAACUAUGCAAGCGCGCCGACUACUUCGGCCGAAAGUUCACACAGAACAUGAUGUGCGCCUACAAACUCUGCCCAGAGCCUUGUACUCAAGCAGAGAAGAAGGAGGACAGCUGUGAUGGUGACUCUGGAGGGCCGCUCCUCUACAAUGGUGUUGUAGUGGGCAUCACAUCUAACGGGGGAAAGAAGUGUGGCCAGUUGAAAAAGCCUGGAGUCUACACUAUCAUCUCUCACUACACUGAGUGGAUUGACAGCAUCAUGAAUCCGCCGCCUGUUACGCCCGCUAGGAUUGAAUGAAGGGGAGCAGUUAAUACCAGCACGCUACAGACGAGUCUGCUUAGCCACAGAACACUAGACCUGGACAUGAAACCUAAGUGUGUUGACUACAUUAAUGCAUAAAAAUAUUAUUGUUCACAUCCUAUUUUACAUCAUUGUAUCAAUCUACUUUAUGAUGAAGGAAAUCAAUAAAUUGCACUUUGUCACA